Molecule: messenger RNA, 1031 nt
Organism: Dermacentor albipictus
Lineage: Eukaryota; Metazoa; Arthropoda; Arachnida; Ixodida; Ixodidae
Product: adult-specific rigid cuticular protein 15.7-like
Cellular component (GO): chitin-based extracellular matrix
Molecular function (GO): structural constituent of chitin-based larval cuticle
Source: RefSeq, a predicted model, not a curated record
UUCCGGGCCACACCACGCUGCGUCGGCCCGAGCCGUAUAAAAGCGCCGCCGUCCGCCGCUGAGAACACACGCGAUUUCACCACCACCGCAGCAGCAGCACCAGCGGCGGGAGCAGCAAGCAACCAUGUGGAAGGCAGCGAUCUCAUCCGCCCUCUUCUUCGCCGUCCUGGCCAACGCCGGUACUCUCCGCGGUGGAUACGGUGGCGGUGCUGUCGGCGGUCUCGGAGCAGUCGGCGUUGGAACCGCAGUCGGCUACGCCGGACGUGGCUACCUCGCCGGUGGCGGUGGAGGAUACUAUGGAGGAGCCUACGAAGACAACAGGCCGAGGCCGUACAGCUUCGGCUACGUCGCUCAGGGAGCGGACGGGUCCAGCUCUCGCCAGGAGGUCGGCGAUGGCAGCGGCAGCGUCCAGGGAGUGUACACCCUGAGCACGCCGGAAGGUGGCCAGCGGAAGGUCAAGUACACGGCCGACGCGGCAGGCUUCCGCGCCGUCGUCGACACCAACGAGCCAGGCACGCAGAGCGAGAGCCCCGCCGACGUGGCCCUGCGGUCGUCCUCGCCGCCGGCCUACCUGCUCGCGUCCAAGUACGGCGCCGCCGGGUCGUACGCCGGGGCCAGACCGCGAGUUGUGUACGGGGGCACCGCCGGCCUGUACGGAGCGGGCGCCGCCGGAUACGGGGCUGCUGGCCUUUACGGGGGCCUCGCAGGCCGAGGACUCGGAGUGUACGCCGGUGUCGGGGUGCUCGGAAAGCACGGCGGUGGCGUCGGCUGGCACUAGUGAACCCGCCGUCUGCCUCUAUACAUAUCCUUGUCUUUGGUACGGGAGCCCUUCUACGCCACUUGCGCUGUGUCACAGUCCUUCUGUCCUCCAUGGUUUCGGUGUCUUGCCGUCCGCUUGCCGCUGGGCUCUGAGCAAGAAGCCCCUCCCGCUGGAUGCUGGGGCUGCUCAAGGUGUUGGUGACAAAUGUGCGAUGUGCUCUGCUUCGCUGCGCGUUAAGAAAAUAAACGUCCAAUCGUUUGCAACAAGAAAA